This is a messenger RNA of Xenopus laevis (African clawed frog), 3685 nucleotides long. Its product is annotated as CXXC-type zinc finger protein 4. The transcript is spliced from 3 exons. The record is from RefSeq and is a predicted model, not a curated record. Bases 941 to 1813 code for a protein of 290 amino acids. NCBI's taxonomy places the organism in Eukaryota, Metazoa, Chordata, Amphibia, Anura, Pipidae.
AAGGAGGGAGGGGAGGCUGGAGAGAGCAGUGCCCGCAUGUGUGCCUCUCAUUCCUGGUGUAAUUUGCAGCCAAUCAUCAGUAGGUGUCCACAACCCUGCAUCCUCCUCACCUCAGCGCCAAUAACUCUCCACCUCUAAUGCUUCCCCCCUCCUCCUUCUCUCUCUUUCUCUCUCUCUCCCUCUCUCCACCAUCCCCCCUCUUGUUUCCUACCCCCCCUCUUUCUUUCUCCUCUCACAGCCCCCCAUGCCUCUCAGCCACACGCAGAGAAAGAGAGAGAGACUGACUGACUCCCAGGCUGCCUCCCUCCCUCCCUCACACACACACAUCGACUGGAAACUGACUGGAGAGGCAGCUAUAGACACUCAUACACAUCCACACUAACACAGAGGGGAGAACAGGGACCACCGAGAGAUCAGCUGCACAAUACACUCAUCCCCCUCCCUAGUUUUUAUUCUUUCUACCUCAGCUUGCAGCACCGCUCACCGAUUUGUCACCUUAUAUCCUUAUCUUGGACAUUUUUUUCAUUUGUUCUUUUUUUUUCUUUUAGGAUAUACCUGUAUUUUUUUUUUUAAGUAUUAAAUUGGGUCACCUGGAACUGGUACAGGGGCACUUGGACUUGGCCUUAUUUCUUUUGCCUCAGGGUGAUGUGUGGGUAAUUAUAUGCAUUGGCAAGCUAGCAGCAUCUGCGUUAUAUCCUACACAUAGGGUUGGCGUUUGUGACAAUGCACAAGAAGAUGCUCCGUGACAAAGUGGUGUCUGCUGAAAAAACACCUAGAAAGAAAUAAAAGGAACGUCUCCUUCAAAAACAAAACACACCAGACCAAAUCAUUUUUCAUUGUAGAAGGGUUUGCCCAGGGAAUAAAGGUGACUGAGUUAAGCAGCUUCGGUGGUUUCCCCCCCCUCUCUCCCCCUACCCCCUUCCAAUUACCCUCCUCUGAAAUGUCCAAUAUGAACACUAAUGUCUGUGUGGAGAAUGGACAGAACCCCGAGGCUGCUGUGCUCCCCAAGGAUAAUUUGGUGGAGGGGGCUCUCAACAGCCUCAUGGAUUACAAUUCAGAAAUGGAGAGGUAUAGGUCCUUUGCCACCUUUUACAAAACCAAUGGUGCUUUCCCCCAGGCUGCUAAGAUUGCCAGGAUCACAACCCCCAUUUUUCCCAGUGCACGGAUUGGCAUGUCUCCUUGGAACUGUGAUAAUGCAAUGCUCUGGGGGAGGAAAUCAGCCGCUAUCAACCCUAAUAGGACCAGCAUGCACAGAAAUGACUCCCAGAGGCUGGGAAAGCCUGGCGGGGCGCCAGAGUCUUUGCAAAUGGCAAAUAAUAAUUUCCUUUCCACCUUAUCCCCUGAACACUGCAGACCUUUGGCAGGGGAAUGCAUGAACAAGCUCAAAUGCGGUGCUGCUGAAGCAGAGAUAAUGAAUCUCCCUGAACGUGUUGGAACUUUUUCCGCUAUUCCAGCUCUAGGGGGCAUCUCAUUACCUCCAGGGGUCAUCGUCAUGACAGCCCUUCACUCCCCCGCAGCAGCCUCGGCAGCCGUCACAGACAGUGCGUUUCAAAUUGCCAAUCUGGCAGACUGCCCGCAGAAUAAUUCCUCGGGAGCCGGCGGGAAUCCUGCCAAGAAGAAGAGGAAAAGGUGUGGGGUCUGUGUCCCCUGCAAGCGGCUCAUCAACUGUGGAGUCUGCAGCAGUUGCAGGAACCGUAAAACAGGACACCAGAUCUGCAAAUUUAGGAAAUGUGAAGAGCUUAAGAAAAAACCUGGCACUUCACUAGAGAGAACACCGGUCCCCAGCGCCGAAGCAUUCCGAUGGUUCUUUUAAAACUUGAAAAAAUAUGUUAUUUUAAAGGCGAAUGACAAAAACUGGUCAUAUUUUGGGAACUGCAAAUGUCCGCAACUGAAGAAUUUACGGAAAGACUAUUUUCAUUUAUGUACAGAGGGUUCUUCAAACAUACGAAAAUAAAAUAAUCACCUGAGCCUUGGGAUCAGCUGGUUCACCCUACAUUUAAUACACAGGUUCAUACUUUGAUGUAAUUUAGCUAUAAUUAACAGUGAAAUUGUUGUCUACUUUAAAAUGACUGAUAGGAAAUCAUUUGGGUGAACCCCCUGCUGUAAAAUGAUGUAACUUUGAAAAAAAAAAUAUCUAUUCUUCAUUUCCAAAUAUGUGUUUCAGUACUGUAAACUGUACAGAUAGCUGCUUGUAUUUUGUGCAUUUAGACACAAGGAGACAAUCAUGUCUGAGCAUCUAUAUGAAGAUUAACAGUUUGUACUCAGCAGUGUGGUUCUGCAACCUAAAUCUGGAGCAAUAAAUUCUAGCUUUAAAUGUUAUUUUGCCAGCUGGUUAGUCACAGCAGCAGCAACAGCACUGUAUUAUAUCAUGCAUCCCCAGAGAUCCGAUUUGUAAUUCCCCAAGGUUAAAAGAUGAUGACCCGUCUAUCAAUAAUUGUCAAGCGUAGGGAAAACGAGGAGGGCAAAAUUUAUUUCAUUGCAUCUGUUAAAAAUGGCCGAGCUACCUUAUUAUCCAGGACACCUUUUACAUUUUUAUAGGCACAAUUCAAGCAAAAGGAUGCGCCAUUGCAGUUGGUGGGCACUUGUGUCAUUAUGUUCAAAGGAUAUCCCUUGUGAUAAAGCACUUACGACAACUGACCCAAUUUCUCUGUAGGGCAGUGUCAGGCAGCAUACAGCAUUGUAGUUCAGCCCAGUAGGACCAAUCUUUUGAAUUAUUUGUUCAGGGAAACAGAAGUGUACUGUGACCAUGUAACUGAGUACAUGCCUUCUGAUUAGGUUUUUCUAUAGUAACUGUAAACACUGUAAAAUAUAAAUGCAUUCUCACUGGAAUGACCAAAGUAAAAUACACACAAGCACACACACAUAUAUUGCAGCAGAGGAGCAAUUCCAGACAUCUUAGGUGUUCCCCAAAAGUAGAGGAGAAUACAUUUGGGCUGCAAAAUGUUAUUUCAAGGGUCUAAUUUAAUAGUUGUGAAGGCUUCUACUAAAUUUAAGGGGCAUAUUUGUAAAGGUGUGUAACAAACAGCAUUGGAUUCCAGUGAACAUCAGCACUUUCAUGCCAAGGAGCGAUGAAUACAAUAUUGACAAAGCUGUAUAAUGAUUUUAUGAAAAUGCGUAGCCAGGUAUUAUGGCAUAAAAUUGCCAUGUUAAAUUCUUUGUUGAGUUCAUUGAGAAUUUUGCACCACUUUUCCCUCCACUAAGUAUUUACAGCCUGGAUUUGCCCAUUUGGCUGCAGGGUAUUAUGCCAGGUCUAGAGUGGUGUAAAAUAAUGUCCUUUUAGCCAUUAGUCUGGCAUUAAAAAUUUGGUUACAAUGGUUAAUGUUACAGCAUUGUUUUUAACAUUUUAAAUAUUUUACACACCAUUAAAUAGCUGAAUAGCUUUUUAGUAGGUUCUACUUAGUAUACAGUCACUUGGAAUGAUUAGUCACAGAUUAUCCUGACGCUUAGAUAACCGAAAAAAAGUAUCUCUUUAUGAAAAAAAUACUGAAUGCGCAUUGCAUAUAAUUAAAAUUUGCUUUUUUCAUUGCUGUUGAAGGUAAUUGUUAUUAGUGUGGAUGGAUGCACCAAACAAAUAAUUUUUGGAUUCAGCUCAGUUCCACAAGAGAUCCAUAGUUAGAUCAGGUUGAAAAAAAGACCAUCAAGUUCAACCACUCCAAUGAUUUCCAGUGCACAUAUACAGUAUACA